This is a messenger RNA of Gaeumannomyces tritici R3-111a-1, 1716 nucleotides long. RefSeq lists its product as hypothetical. Gene Ontology annotation, cellular component: nucleus. Gene Ontology annotation, biological process: rRNA base methylation. The transcript is spliced from 4 exons. Lineage: Eukaryota; Fungi; Ascomycota; Sordariomycetes; Magnaporthales; Magnaporthaceae. The record is from RefSeq and is a predicted model, not a curated record. Bases 194 to 1687 code for a protein of 497 amino acids. Gene Ontology annotation, molecular function: 23S rRNA (adenine(1618)-N(6))-methyltransferase activity.
AUCUGGAUGCAGUUAUAAAGACACCCCUUCUACUCUUAUCCCUGUCGGCUCUUGAAGAUAUCAAGCCCAGAUCUUUAUCUGAGGCAUAUCUCGCGAGCGAGGUAGCCCACCAAAACCGAGUCGAGAAGCCCUACAACUCACCCAAGAGCUCGAGGACCACAUCAGCCAGGCUUUAUAUCACAUCUACUUCAGGAUGGACCGCGAAAACAAAAAGCGCAAGUGGGAAGGAAAUGACGACGGUCCAAGUGCCUGUCCACAGCCUCCUGCCAGCGAGGAUGCCGCGCAGGAGCCUAGCGGGACCAAGGGCGACGACCGGAUCGCGCCGAAAUCUCAGUCGCGCGACGACACCUACUACAAAAACCUUUAUGCAUUCGAGGUGAACUUUGAUCAAUUGGCCGUCGAGGACUCGGCCUUUGCCGCCGUACUCAAGAAACCCGGCCAGCUUGACUUCACGGAUCCUGUCUCGGUUGUGCAGCUCACCAAGUCAACCCUCAAGCGAGAUUUUGGGUUGCACAUCGAACUGCCUGCCGACCGUCUUUGCCCUCCGGUCCACAACCGCCACAACUACAUCCUCUGGCUUAAGGAGCUAUUAGACUCGUCGUCGUAUGACAAGCCAGGUGGAAGGCUGUCCGGACUAGACAUUGGCACCGGCGCUAGCUGCAUCUAUCCCCUGCUCGGAUGUACCCAACGGCCCUGGGAGUUUAUCGCAACAGACCUGGACGAGAAGAGCCUCGCGUGGGCCGCCGAGAACGUCAAGCGCAACGGCCUAGAGCACCGCAUCCGGCUCGUCCGGCGGCACCGACCCACGGACCCGCUCAUCCCGCUCGACGAGCUCGGCGUGGACGCGGUCGACUUCGUCAUGACGAACCCACCCUUUUACGAGUCCCCCGACGAGCUCCGACACCUGGCAGGCAACAAGGCGCGCCCGCCGCCCUCGGCCUGCACGGGCGCGCCCGUCGAGAUGGUCUGCGACGGCGGCGAGGUCGGGUUCGUGGGCCGCAUGCUCGACGAGUCGCUGGCGCUGCGCGGCCGCGCGCGCUGGUACACGGCCAUGCUGGGCAAGCUGUCGAGCCUCGAGGUCCUGGUGGGCCGCCUGCGCGGCGGCGCGGGGGUGGCGGCGGCGCGCGGCGGCAACUACGCCGUCGCCGAGUUCGUCCAGGGCGCCCGCACGCGGCGCUGGGCCGUCGCCUGGACCUUCGGUCCCAUGCGGCCGUCGCAGGCGGCCGCGCGCGGCAGCGUGGCGGAGCUCAAGUGGAACAAGGUGCCGCUGCCGGUCGAGGUCGAGGCCGAGGUCGCGGCCGUCGCGGUGGGUGACGCCGGCGCCGCGGCCGAGUUCCUGGACGGGCUCAUGCGGUCGCUGGACCUCGAGAGCUGGGACUGGGACGGCCGCGCGCUCAGGGGCGUGGGCCGCACGAGGCAGAACGUCUGGUCGCGCCUGUGGAGGAGGAAGCAGGCGCGCAAGAUGGCCGGCAAGCUGACGGACGCCGACGUCGCCGACGCCGACGCCGGCAAGGAAGCGGAGCUGCCCAUGUUUGGGUUCGAGGUCUCCGUCGUCGUGGGCCUGGGUGGGGGAUUCGUCCUGUGCAGGUGGCGUGAGGGCCACGACCAGGGCAUUUUUACGAGCAUCUGUGGGUUCCUCAAGACAAAGCUAGAGGGUAUCGGCAAGGGGGCCGGUGUGGUUUCUUGAGAAUUCGGCGAGACGCCCGGCUUUGCGUC